Messenger RNA from Magnolia sinica, 957 nucleotides. RefSeq lists its product as uncharacterized. Lineage: Eukaryota; Viridiplantae; Streptophyta; Magnoliopsida; Magnoliales; Magnoliaceae. Gene Ontology annotation, molecular function: RNA-DNA hybrid ribonuclease activity; nucleic acid binding. Bases 1 to 957 code for a protein of 318 amino acids. The transcript is spliced from 2 exons. The record is from RefSeq and is a predicted model, not a curated record.
AUGGAAGUGUACAUCGAUGACAUGCUAGUAAAGAGUGUCAGGGCGUCCAACCACCUGACAGACCUUGGAGAAACUUUUACCAUCCUCCGAGAAUACCAGAUGAAACUGAAUCCCGCGAAAUGCAUCUUCGGAGUCAGCUCCGGUAAAUUCCUCGGGUUUCAAGUUAGCCAGAGGGGCACUGAAGCAAAUCCCGACAAGAUCAAAGCACUCCUCAACAUGAAAUUCACCACUCCGAGCGAAGAAGAGAUUAGUACAGAAGUCGAGACGACUCCUUCGCCUAUUUCCCCAAGCGAUCAAAAGGCAUCAUCAGAACUAGGAUGGGUUCUCUAUGUUGACGGGUCAUCCAAUGCCAAACGAGCCGGGGCAGGAAUUGUCUUGAUAGCACCUGAUUCCACACCCAUUCAGUAUGCGAUUAGACUCAGUUUCAAGGCCUCUAACAAUGAGGCGGAAUACGAGGCCCUGCUCGUUGGACUCAGACUAGCGGCAAACCUAGGGGUCUACUUCAUUCAGGUCCGAUGUGAUUUCCAGCUGGUAGUAAACCACAUCUCCACCGAGUAUGAAGCCAAGGAAACAAGAAUGAUUGCUUACUUAGAUGAGGUGAGAAAAUUGAUUGAAAGAUAUUGGAGCUGCACUAUCCAUCAGAUCUCCAAAGUAGAAAAUUCAUGGGCCGACGCCUUAGCAAAGUUAGCCUCAGCCACGGAUGGAAAGAUCUCGCGAAUCAUCCCCGUAGAGUUCAUAGAACACCCGAGCAUCGACCAGACGGAGAAGCAAGCGGUCAAUCUAGUGAGUGAUGCUCCGAGCUGGAUGGACCCGAUUUAUAGUUACCUCACAUUUGGUGAGGUCCCUUCGGACAAAUUGGAAGUGAAGCGCCUGAGAAUUAGGGCAGCAAGAUACAUAGUUCUGGAUGGGAUAUUAUAUAAGAAAGGGCAUUCGCAGCCCUACCUCAGGUGCCUCUGA